Magallana angulata is the source of this 2914-nucleotide messenger RNA. Its product is annotated as phosphopentomutase-like. Gene Ontology annotation, biological process: purine ribonucleoside salvage; carbohydrate metabolic process. Gene Ontology annotation, molecular function: phosphopentomutase activity; magnesium ion binding. The record is from RefSeq and is a predicted model, not a curated record. The transcript has 19 exons. The coding region runs from base 143 to 1945 and encodes 600 amino acids. NCBI's taxonomy places the organism in Eukaryota, Metazoa, Mollusca, Bivalvia, Ostreida, Ostreidae.
GUUAUCAACUUUUAUUUUAGAUAGCAUUAGUUGGAUCCAGUUUUGAUUUUCGGACUUCUGCCAAAGUCGCAGUGGAUGCUGGCUUUGCAUUAAUUAGCAGUGAUAACUGAUAACUAGUUAGCAUUUUUAAAACACCAAAAAUAUGACAGGAACUGGAGAUGAUGAAGUUGAUGGUAAAUUACAGGAAUGGAUGAAAAUUGAUAGGAAUGAGAGCACAAGGGCAGAAAUGCAAAAGCUAGCAGAAAAUGGGAAUGUAGACCAACUCAGGAAGUUAUUGCUGAAAAGAAUGGAAUUUGGAACAGCAGGUCUGAGAUCUGGCAUGGGAACAGGCUUCUCCCAAAUGAAUGAUGUAACAAUUAUACAAACUUCGCAGGGACUCAGUAAAUAUUUACUGAAAACAUGUCCAGAUGUGAAGAAAAGAGGUGUGGUCAUUGGAUAUGAUGGGAGACACAACAGUCACAGGUUUGCCUCACUGGCUGCCAGAGUUCUUAUUAAUGAUGAAAUUCCUGUCUACCUUUUCUCAACGCUUUGCCCAACACCAUAUGUUCCCUACUCUGUACUACAUUACAAGACUGAAUGUGGAAUAAUGGUGACAGCCUCACAUAAUCCUAAGAAUGACAAUGGCUACAAAGUCUACUGGGGAAAUGGGGCCCAGAUCAUUUCACCAAUUGACAAAGGAAUAGCAGAGUCCAUUCUACAGAACCUGGAGAUCCAGGAUUCCUCUUGGGAUCACGCCACCAUUAGAUCCUCCCGUCUGUGUAAGGAUCCAUUAAACACCAUACUGGAAGCUUACAAUAAUGAUCUGUGUUCCUUGUGUUACUUCAAAGAGAAGAAUCAGAGUAGUCCGGUGAAGUUUACCUACACAGGGAUGCAUGGGGUGGGCUAUGAGUAUGUGAAGAAAGCCUGCCAGAGUUUUGGAUUUGUAGAACCAAUACCAGUGAAGGAACAGGUUGAACCAGAUCCUGAAUUCCCCACAGUCAAAUACCCAAACCCUGAGGAAGGGGAGGGAGCUCUAUUGCUUGCCAUGAAGACAGCUGAUGAGAACAACAGUAAAGUUAUUCUGGCCAAUGACCCUGAUGCCGAUAGAUUGGCUGUGGCAGAGAAGCUUACAAAUGGACACUGGCACAUUUUCUCGGGGAAUGAGAUUGGUGCCCUCCUUGGCUGGUGGAGCUGGUUCUCAUUUGUCCAGAGGUACCCUGAUUAUCCAGUUGGUGAAUUGUACAUGCUUGCCAGUACUGUGUCUUCUAAAAUACUACUGACCAUUGGCAACAAGGAGGGAUUCCAAUUUGAGGAAACUUUGACAGGAUUCAAAUGGAUGGGAAAUUUGGCUACAGCUCUACAAAAGCAGGGCAAAAAAGUGUUGUUUGCUUUUGAAGAAGCAAUUGGGUUCAUGUGUGGAACUAAUGUCCUGGACAAGGACGGAAUUUCUGCUGCUAUGGUGCUGUCUGAACUAGCUACGUACCUGUACGGCAGCAAUACCACCCUACACAACAAGCUGGACGAGAUCUAUAAAACGUACGGUUAUCAUCUCUCCAGUAACUCAUACUUCAUUUGCCAUGAGCAAGACAAAAUCAAGAAAAUGUUUGAAGAAAUCAGAAAUUAUAACAACAGUGGAAAAUACCCAGAAGCCUGUGGGCCAUACAAAAUAAAAUAUAUCAGGGAUUUAACAGUUGGAUAUGAUAACAGCAAACCAGACUGUAAGCCGGUUCUGCCAGUCAGUAAAUCUAGCCAGAUGAUCACCUUUACUUUUGAGAACGGUUGUGUUGCUACGUUAAGAACCAGUGGAACAGAACCUAAAAUUAAAUACUACACAGAGGUUAAGCCAGAUCCUCAAAAAGGACUGGAUAGACAAGGAGCCCAGAAAGAGUUGGAUGACAUUGUCCAGUGCAUCAUUAAAUACUUCUACCAACCCGAGAAGUUUGGCUUUACCCCGAGAUCGACAUAAAUGUGAACUGUCUGCUUUACAGAGUUGUCUGUUUUGAUCAUUAACAUCUAUGUAUUUUAUAUGCUUAAUCAGUAUAUGUACAAGUAAUUAUGUGUGAAUAGAUUCUUUUUAAGUUUUAGAUACCAGUAAUUUAAUUGUGUGAUGCAUAAUUUCUAGUAGACCUUUCCAUAGGAUUUUGUAUUUCACUUACAGAACAUCUAUUAAUGUGUUGAUUCAGUAUCUAGUAUAUCUGUGAAUCUCAGGUGAUUUUAUAAAGCAUUCGAUAAGAAAUAGUCAUACAUGUAUUGAUUGCCAUACUUAGUGCUAUUAUUCUUUUUUAUAUCUGGUAGAUGUGUUUGUAGUCAUACAUGAUUACUGAUCAAUGUGACAAGUGAAAUUUUAAUUCAUAUAAAGAGAAACUCGUAUUAAAACUGUGCAUUAAUGUCCAUUAUAGCAUGCAGUUAUUUAAGGUACAUAUAUUUGAAUGGUAAAAUAUGCAGUAAAAAAGAUAAACUUUACUAGAAAUAUGGACUGUUGUUCCUAAAUACAAUUUUAAAAAGAAAUUUGUCAUGCAAAGCAGGCUCAAAUUGAGAUUUGUAAAUAAGAUAUCUUUUUGUGAGUUAUUUUUAUUACAAAAGCAAAAGUUUACAUUCAGUACAGCAGGCUGAUAUUAUCUUGCACUUAACUUUACUAGAAAUAUGGACUGUUGUUCCUAAAUACAAUUUUAAAAAGAAAUUUGUCAUGCAAGGCAGGCUCAAAUUGAGAUUUGUAAAUAAGAUAUCUUUUUGUGAGUUAUUUUUAUUACAAAAGCAAAAGUUUACAUUCAGUACAGCAGGCUGAUAUUAUCUUGCAUGUAUAUGGUUUGUUAAUAAAUCUUUAACAUUCCCCUACCAAUGUUCAUACAUCUACAGUAACUUUUUUAAUUACAAUUGUAAACUUGGCCAUCUAAUUGUUAAUGGUUUUGUUAUGAAUAAAUCGAUAUUCAUUCAA